AUUGUACGCUGCCGAGGAGAGCAUAGCACAGCUGCAGCACCAGCUUCAGUACCAUCAGUCAGCAAGAACGCCCAUCUGCUCUGUUUAACCCUUGAGUCGGCACCAUGGCUGGCGCAAGACGCAACCUGGCCAACAGCCGCCACUCCCGCGCAGCACUCGACGACAUCCUCGCCCUCUCCUUUGGGGAGCAGCCUUCCUCCCCAAGCUCGAGUAGCGGCAUCGGAGCCAUCGGCGCUGGUGGAACUGGGGUCACAGAGCAAGCAUCAGACUACCAUCCGUUUUCACUACCCUCUGCUCGCCGGAUAGGCGGCGAGAGCCACACCCGUCGUCCGCCGCCGCAGAGGAGCACCAUCGCGCCGCCGAACGACAGCAGCGAGAGCGGCGAGCACGAGGUCUUCUUUGAUUCUGGAGACGCCAUGCUGGAGCAUGCUGAUAACGUGCUACCAGCUCAUUCGUCACAGAGCUUCUCGACCGCAGUACAAGCACCAGCGACGGCGCCGGCACCCUCCACAUCUGGCGGCACCCCUGCUGGCGACGCACUUCCCUCGUACGACUUUGAGCGCCAGUCGUACUUCUCAGCACAUGCAAUGCCUCCUUCAGCGUCGGGCUCCAGCAGUUUGAUGCAGACACGUUCACUGAGUCGUGCGUCAAACCAGGGAGUGGCGUCAGCGUCUCGUGCGUACUAUGCAGCUGGCGCAGGCAGCGACGCCGCAGCUCCGGCCUCCGGCUCGACUGUGCACCUCGGAAGCUACGGUGGGAACAGUAAUGCACCGAACAGCAACAAUGCUGUUGGCCUGGCAGGUGCAAGCUCAAGCGCAGGAUCCGGCAUGCCAGAGACUAACGUGAGCCGCCUCCGCGUCCUACUCGGGCGUUUUGGCCGACUCGUCGGCAUGCGCGUACCCGGCGCACUGUACUCGACGCUCUCGCAGAACGACCGCGAGGAAGUAGCGCAAGAAGGAUCAGGCAGCAGCGCACAUAUGCGGCGUAUCGUCGUCGGCAGCGGACUUGGCUCCGAUGGCGUCUUUGCCAACCUCAGCGCCAAACCCGACCGCCGACGGCAGAGGAGGGAUGAGAAUGGACAGGGGGCGGAUAGAGGCGAGGACGAUGAUUUAGAGGAUGAAGUCCACCCACCCAACUACGAAGCAGCAGCCGCAGACCAAGCGCCGCCGUACUGGGAGACAACAAUCAUCGGUGGACCAGGCUCAUUGCACCCUCUCGCACCGGGCGGGCUCGGCUGGACGCCUGGUUCACCGGUGAUCGGCGCGAUCGAGGACUUGAUCCUUGAAGGCCUGCCUAUCGGCAACCUUUUCGGCUUCGCGUGGAACCUCCUCGUCAGCAGCUCCUUUCAAUUCGUCGGCUUCCUGCUCACGUACCUCUUGCACACCACCCACGCAGCCAAGUGCGGCAGUCGUGCCGGCCUCGGCAUCACGCUCGUCCAGUACGGCUAUUACCUCCGCUCGGGCGCUGCGCAUCUGCAAGCCGUGCAAGCGCAAGACGGCGGCGGCGGCAACCAUCAUGCAGACGACUUGGCAGAUGACCCAGCUAGCAAGGAUGAACAGCAGCAGCUGAGGCAGCAGAAAGACGCGAUAGUCUCCAACGAAGUGCUCGCGUACAUCCUCAUCGCACUAGGCUUCUUCAUCCUCGUCAACAGUCUGCUGUCCUAUUGGCGCGUCUACCGCUGGGGCUACCAGCUCGUCGGCGCCGCGCGGCGUGAACAGGCUGCCGCUGCUGCUGCUGCUGAUGCUGAUGCUGAUGCUACUCAUGACACGGCGACGGCCGCUGCUGAUGCAGACACCCCACAGUCUCCGUACACCUUAGCGACGCGCGUGCGCGCCUUCUUCGCUGGCGGAAUCCCCGGCAGCAGCAGCAGCGGCGCAGGUAGCACCAGAGCGCACGAUGCAGAAGACUGGAUCAUCUUCCCCGGCGCUGGCCGGCGGCUGACGGACGUCGAAGAAGGGCGCGCCGGUCGCGAACCGCGUCGCGCAGCCGAUGAUGACGACGACCAGGAGGACAAUGAACACGACUCACGCCAGGCAAUGCACCCAAGGCAGCACUCAAGUCCCGAAGAAGCGCGCCUGGUCAACGACCUGAGAGCGACCGGCUUCCUGUCGUGAUUUCGCACCACUCCAUCGCUCGCCGCCUCGUUCCUCGGUUCCCCGUCUUUCGUGUAGCAUGCUGUUCGCCCCCGGACGAGCGACUGACUGUUGUAAAAUCCCAUGCAAAUCGCAUAUGUUCAUAUUUUUGCAAUUGCCAUGAUGCUC
Messenger RNA from Tilletiaria anomala UBC 951, 2261 nucleotides. RefSeq lists its product as uncharacterized. The transcript has 2 exons. The record is from RefSeq and is a predicted model, not a curated record. Bases 105 to 2114 code for a protein of 669 amino acids. Gene Ontology annotation, cellular component: Golgi apparatus; endoplasmic reticulum; perinuclear region of cytoplasm. Gene Ontology annotation, biological process: positive regulation of protein ubiquitination; vacuolar transport; metal ion transport. Lineage: Eukaryota; Fungi; Basidiomycota; Exobasidiomycetes; Georgefischeriales; Tilletiariaceae.